This is a messenger RNA of Neomonachus schauinslandi (Hawaiian monk seal), 3653 nucleotides long. RefSeq names its product perilipin 4 (gene PLIN4). NCBI's taxonomy places the organism in Eukaryota, Metazoa, Chordata, Mammalia, Carnivora, Phocidae. The transcript is spliced from 8 exons. Bases 78 to 1820 code for a protein of 580 amino acids. Gene Ontology annotation, cellular component: plasma membrane. The record is from RefSeq and is a predicted model, not a curated record.
GCGGAGCCGGCAGCGGGCUGUGCCUCCGGGGCUCCGAAGGGCCCUCACGCACUCCAGCUGCUUAGAGUUUUAUUACCAUGUCCGCCCACGAAGAAGGAGGACGGGAUCCUCCCAAACCCAAGGGCAAGACCCUGGGGAGCUUCUUGGGGUCCCUGCCUGGCUUCAGCUCUGCCCGGAACCUAAUGGCCAGCGCCCACAGCUCAGCGAAAGAGGCCCAGCCAGUCACCGAUCCUGCAGGAGCCUCUGCCCAGCCCCAGACUGAGGCAGCCACCAACCUGGAGCAGACGGCCCAUGGGGAGAAGCUACCACCGCCUUCAGAUAAGAUGACCUCUGGGGCAAAGGACCCGGUGUGCUCUAAGAUGACCAAGACCAAGGGUGCCAUCUCCUCUGGGAUGGCCAACAUGGUGGACACAGCUAAAGGUGUGGUGCAGGGAGGCCUGGGCGUGACCCGGUCUGCACUCACGGGCACCAAGGAGACUGUGGCCACUGGGGUCACUGGCGCAGUGGAUGUGGCCAAGGGCACCAUCCAGACUGGUCUGAACACUACCAAGACCGUCCUGACAGGCACCAAGGAUGCAGUGUCCACUGGGGUGACAGGGGCAGCGAACAUGGCCAAGGGCACCAUCCAGACUGGCCUGGACACCACCAAGACCGUCCUGACGGGCACCAAGGACACUGUGUGCAGUGGGAUGACCAGUGCCAUGAAUGUGGCCAAAGGAGCUGUCCAGACUGGCAUGGACACAUCAAAGGCCAUCCUGACUGGCACCAAAGAUGCAGUGUCCACUGGGCUCACCAGGGCAGGGAGUGUGGCCACAGGGACAGUGCAGACCGUUCAGAAUUGGUUACCUGGUACCCAGGACAGUGGACUCCCCAGUUACAGUGCCCCAGACAAAGGAGGGGAGCAAACUAUCCUGAGACCCCAGGAGGCUCUGUCCUCUGGGGUAUCCAGCGCCCCGGACACUCUCUGUACCGGCCUGGACCUUGCCAGGGAAGCCACUGCCGUGGCCACGGGCACCCAUGGGGCCACCCUGGGCAGGGAGGAUGCAGGACACGAAGGAGCCGUGAGCUUUGCAACGCUCCAGGACGAGCUGGGGGAGCUGGGGGAUAUCUUCCACCCCAUGGAUGCCGGGGAGCAAGCUCGGCUUGCUGCGUCCGAACCUGAGCCAAAGGUGCUCACGGCCGACCGCGGCAGCUAUUUCGUGCGUCUGGGUGACCUGGCCCCCGGCUUCCGCCAGCGGGCUUUUGAGCAUGCCCUGAGCCACCUGCAGCACAGCCAGUUCCAGGCCAGGGCUGCGCUGGCCCAGCUGGAGGACUCCUUCGAGCUGAUUGAAAGGGCCAAGCAGGCUCCAGAAAGCCAGCCAUGGCUGGACCAGGGUCCGAGCAGCAGAGUGGAGGGAGCCGCUCCCCAAGAGGUAUGUAACAAAGGGCCAUGGCUCCUGCUCGUCUACCCCAACUCCUGCUUACCUCACCCCUUCCCUCCCCCGCAGGUGCCAGGCUCCGGGGCUCUGUCCAGGGCCUGCGGCCUCAUCCAGCAGCUCCACGUGGCCUACAGCACCCUGGCCUCCGGCCUCCAGGGCCUCCCCUCUGAGCUCCAGCAGCAUGUCGGGCAGGCGCGCCACAGCCUCUGUGAGCUCUACGGCCUCGUCUCCUCAGCCAGCUCCGUGGAAGAGCUGCCGGCACAGCGCCUGGCCCAGAGCCGCGGGGCCGUGGGCCAGGCAUGGCAGAAGCUGGAGCAGAUGCUGGAGAGUGUGCAGCACGGCCCGCCGCCCAGCUGGCUGGUGGGGCCCUUUGCCCUGCACCCCGCUGGGCAGCAGCUGUAGGUCCCUCCUGCCCACGGAGCCCUCCGCGGAGCCUUCUCCCUAGCCCAAACCAGUUCCAAAUCCCCGAAGGUCUGGACCCCGCACGCUGGCGCUGCCUAGCACCCGUGGGGGGCACCCAGGACUUCGAGUUCAGCCGCACCGCACACCCGGCUCUGGCCCUGCCUACGCCGUCCACCCUUUCUUCCCAAGCACCGCUGGGCCUUCUCCUGCCCCAGGGGCCCAGGGCUGCUAAGACCGCUGACAGAGGGCCUUCCCCUGAAGGUCUCAAGCAAGCACUCCAAUUAGAAAAGAGAAGUGGAAACAUGCCUAGGUCUAGAAGGUUCUCCAGUCAGCAGCCUCCACGAGGCACCCUUUCAUCUUUGGGGCAGCCCAGUCCAGGUCCUUUAGCUACGGGCACAGCAGGUGCUCCUCCAUCCUGGGCUCCUGGAGCACUGUCCUCACUCCAGAAGCAUACACCCCAGCCCUCAGCAAACCGUGUUCCAUUGUACCGGAAGGUACCAGAAUGCCACUGCCACCCGCGCGGGCUCCCGCCGCCUCUGCUGACACCCAGUGUGGCCUCGGCCCACCCCCAGAGCUGAUGAUUUGUGGUCCCCAAGGCCCCUGGGCUGAGGAAGGAACGAGAGGUGUUUCCCGUGGGGGAUGGGGCCCUAGGGGGUAUAUGACAAAAUGUGCUCAACACGGUCCCACACUCACCCCAGGCUGGAGAACACGGGCUGGGACACACGCAGCGUUCCCUCUUUCCCAGCCACACUGUCCCUAAAUGCCCAGGGCAGCCACGCGAGAUGGGUGGCACCGUGAGGAAGCUGAGGCUCCCCCUCACUGGACCUCACCUGUCCUCCAGCUGGGGGACGCCCUGCCAAGGAAGCCCCCGUAUCCCACCCACAAUCCCCCCAAUCAGGCUACCUCCCUCCCUUAAGGAGGGCUUGAGGUGCCCUCAUACCAGCCCCCUCUCAGAAACGAUGGAGCGCUCCAAGCUCAGGACACGAGGCCAGCCUUCCCCAAAGGGUCGUCAUUAGUUCCCAGGAGCCGGCCAUGGUGAGACGCGGGGACAGGUCCAGAAGCCUCUGGGGCCCCUUCCUCCUCAGUCUCCACCACAGGUGGAGGCGCUGGGCACACGGCCAUUCACGCCAACUGAGCAGUCACUGGAGCUUCAGUCCAGCCAGACCAAAUGGGGGGGCGCCAGGCUCAGAAGUCCCACACCGCACCAUGGCCCCAGCUAGGAUGGAGGCACUUGACGAGGGGCAGGGCGGAGGACACACGGUGGACCCCACUGUUGAUGCAGGUGCCUGGCUGGGAACCACAUACACGUCUGUCCAAAUCCAUGUGCUGGCCCUGGGAGCCUGGAGCCACUUUACAGGUGAGGAACGAGAAGCCCAGAAUGGGAGUGCCACUUGUCCAAGGUCACAGAGCAAGGCCUGCCCCCAACACUCACAUCCUCUGAACAUCAAGGACAACGGCCAGCCCACAGCACCCCCCAAAGCCUGAAUGGCUUGAAUGCCCUAAGCUGCUGCUUCUGGGGACCCUGGGUCUUCCCUGCAGCCCGGCCAAGAGCAGGAAUGGGAGCAAGGCCCUGCAAGAACGUCUGGGCUCUAGGAUGCUGCAUGCGAGAGGAUCAGACCGCAGCCUCUGCUCGAGCCUGCGUUACUUCUAAAAUGGCCUCCCACCUCCCCUCUCCCUCACCGUCAGCUCUGCAGGCCCAGGCCGGGCAGGGGGUGUCAGAACCGAGUUCACAUUCACUGUGAACGGUGACCUUGUGGCUUAAACCCUCUGUCCCUGGAGGGGCCCCAGACAGCUACACCAGCAAUCCUAGAAAACCAAGCCAAUAAAAAUGAC